UUCCGGGAGAGCCGUGGGGGCCCGGCACUGGGCACGGCCAUCCCGGGAGCUGGGCAUGGGCAGGAUUCCAACUCCAACUUCAUGGGAGAGGUGUGUGACAGCAACGAGAACUGGAGCUGGGCAGCGCCGGGGUCCCCGCUGGAGGAGAGCUCCAGCCAGAGCGAAAACACCACAAAUCCAUCCCAUAAUCUGCUGUUAUUAACGCAGAGACAGAUGGUCCAGGGCCGACUUAGGUACAUCGCCCCCGGCCCGGGCACCUUGCGGCCGCGUCUCCCCGAGCAGGGGGUGCGCAGCCCCCCCGAGGGAGCAGAGGUCGGUGGGGCAGGGGGCCAAAACGCCGCUGAGGAGCCGUCUGGGGGAUGCGGCAAGGCCCCGAGCUCCCCUGCUGAGGACAACGGCUACGCCAGCAGCUCCCUCAGCAUAGACAGCCCCGAAAGCGCCCGCGGGAGCUCCUGGGCCCCUCUGGCCGCUGUCCCCCUCCCUGUGAGCCCACCCCAUCUGGGGACAGCCGAGCCUGAGCCGGGGACCCUCUUCCCAGCGCUGGCAGAGGCCGUGCAGCACCUCCAGGACAAGGAGCGCUUCAAGGAGCGGGAGAAGGAGAAGCACCACAUCCAGCUGGUGAUGUACCGGCGCCUGGCCCUGCUGCGCUGGAUCCACGGCCUCCAGCAGAAGGUGGUGGACCAGCAGAACCGGCUGCAGGAGAGCUUCGACACCAUCCUGGACAACCGCAAGGAGCUCAUCCGCUGCAUGCGGCACGGCACGGCGUGUCCCGCCUCUGCGGCCACUCCCAGCCCCUGA
Molecule: messenger RNA, 798 nt
Organism: Antrostomus carolinensis (chuck-will's-widow)
Lineage: Eukaryota; Metazoa; Chordata; Aves; Caprimulgiformes; Caprimulgidae
Gene: CUNH1orf216
Product: chromosome unknown C1orf216 homolog
Exons: 1
Source: RefSeq, a predicted model, not a curated record